UGAUUGGUCGGACGUCGAGAAUAGGAAGUGUCGAUCAGUAGUAGGGGCUUAACAUGCUAGCUAAGUAACGUUAGUAUGUGGUUAAUAUAAUUCAAAGGCGAGCGCGUUUGUGUGUCGCUGUUAAACUCGGACGUUUCGGAGAGCCGUGAGGUCCUGGGCCACUAUUUCUGAGGCCGAGGAGUCGCGUCUCCCGCAGAUAUUGCAUUAUUCGGUUGGUCGUUUGAGUGGCUGUGUAGCACUAGCUUGCUUGCUAGCUGACGUUAAACGUCAUUCAGCCAGUUAUUACUUCGGGCAGCGUAGCUUAGCGUUGGAGCUGUUAGCUUGUUUCACAGCUACAGCAAGUUAGCUAAAAUCUAACAAGUUGUCACUCAGAGAAGACACGGUUCAGUUUAGUUGAGCGUGUGUGUGUGAGUUCAUUCAUGCCAGCUAUCAUAGAAUGACUCUUCCGCAACUGAAUGUUUGGUGCUAGAGAUAGCAGCGGCUACAGCUAGGAGCAGAUUGUUAGCUUGUCAAUAUCAACAACAAUGGGCUCUAAAAGGUGUUUUAAAAACACAAGAACGAUUUAUCUUUUGACCGUUCUGCUGUUAGUCUUUGCCAAAGAAAUCACAGCUGAGGAAGAGCAGCAUGGGAAUGAUGGACCGGAGCUAAAGUCUUACCACGAGCCGGACUCCGAAGAGGAAGAUGUCCGCUUGUCGUCUGAAAUCGGGGCCGGGGUCUCCGUGACCCCUGGCCACGAAGUCUCUCAGCCGGAGGAGGAGAAUCAGUCGCCUGCGGAGGGACUGGAGGGAGAGGAGAAGGAGGACCUACCCGAGCAGCCUCCUCCAGUUGUGGAGAAACCUAAAGAGGUUCCUGUGGUGAAUGGAGGCACCGCCCAUGGAGAGCCCUGCAUCUUCCCCUUCCUCUUCCAAGGGACGGAGUACCUGGACUGUACCACCGAUGGACGGGGCGAUGGACGACUGUGGUGCGCCACCAUCUACGACUAUGACCACGAGAAGAAGUGGGGCUUCUGUGAGACGGAGGAGCAGGCACAGGAGAGACUGCAGGCCGAGGAGGCUGAAGAGGAGUAUCAGACUGUCCUGCGCAUGCUCAAUGCCACCACCAGGAGGACCCAGAAGAAAGAAUUAUACGAAAAACUGCUGAAAGUAGCAGAGAAAGGCCACCAGAAAGCCAUGGAGAAGGUGGCGUACGCCAUGCUGUUUGGAGACUACAUGAGCCAGAACGUGACCAAGGCCAAAGACAUGUUUGAUAAGCUCGCCAUCGAGGGCUCGCCCAAAGCUCAGACGGCUCUUGGCUUUCUGUACGCAGCAGGCCUCGGCGUUAACUCGAGUCAAGCUAAGGCCCUGGUUUACUACACCUUUGGAGCCCUGGGUGGAAACCUGGUUGCUCAUAUGGUCCUGGGAUACAGAUACUGGGGAGGUGUGGGCGUUCCCCAGAGCUGCGAGUCGGCUCUGACACACUACAGGCUCGUUGCAAAUCAAGUGGCCAACGACGUGUCGCUCACCGGGGGCUCAGCGGUGCAGAGGAUCCGGCUGCUGGAUGAGGUGGAGAACCCGGGAUCCACCAGCGGGAUGCUGGAGGAGGACUUGAUCCAGUACUACCAGUUUCUGGCUGAGAAAGGAGAUGUUCAAGCUCAGGUGGGAUUAGGCCAGCUGCAUCUGCAUGGAGGACGUGGAGUAGAACAGAAUCACCAGAGGGCGUACGACUACUUUACUCAGGCUGCGAAUGCAGGGAAUACUCACGCUAUGGCUUUCCUCGGCAAGAUGUACUCUGAAGGCAGCGAGUAUCUGCCUCAGAACAACGACACGGCCCUGCAGUACUUCAAGAAGGCCUCCGACUUGGGUAAUCCAGUAGGACAGAGUGGCCUGGGCAUGGCCUACCUAUAUGGCAGAGGUGUCCCAGUGAACUAUGAGCUCGCGCUGAAAUACUUCCAGAAGGCAGCGGAGCAGGGCUGGGUGGACGGGCAACUCCAGCUGGGCACCAUGUAUUACAAUGGCAUCGGUGUGAAGCGCGAUUACAAGCAGGCCCUCAAGUUCUUCAACCUGGCCUCCCAGGCGGGCCACAUCCUGGCCUUCUACAACUUGGCCCAGAUGCACGCUACUGGCACCGGAGUGAUGCGCUCCUGCCACACUGCGGUGGAACUUUUCAAGAACGUGUGCGAACGCGGCCGCUGGUCCGAGCGCCUCAUGGCGGCCUACGGCAGCUUUAAGGAGGGCGGGUCUGAUGCGGCGCUGGUCCAGUAUCUGCUGCUGGCUGAGCAGGGCUACGAGGUGGCCCAGAGCAACGUGGCCUUCAUCCUGGACCAGAAAGGAGCGAGGAUCAUCACUGAGAACGAGACCUACCCUCGUGCUUUGCUCCACUGGACCAGAGCUGCAGCACAAGGUUACACUGUGGCACGGAUCAAACUGGGGGACUAUCACUUCUACGGCCACGGGACCGACGUGGACUACGAGACGGCGGUCAUCCACUACAGGCUGGCAUCCGAGCAGCAGCACAGCGCCCAGGCCAUGUUUAACUUGGGUUACAUGCACGAGAAAGGCCUGGGCAUCAAACAGGACAUCCAUUUAGCCAAGCGUUUCUACGACAUGGCCGCUGAAGCCAGUCCCGAUGCCCAGGUCCCAGUGUUCCUGGCGCUGUGCAAGCUGGGCCUAGUUUACACCCUGCAGUACCUGCAGGAUCUUAAUUUAAAGGAGCUGAUUUCUCAGGUGGACAUGGACCAGCUCCUCGGCCCGGAGUGGGACCUCUACCUCAUGACCAUCAUCGCCCUGCUGCUGGGCACGGUCAUCGCCUACAGGCAGCGCCAGCACCAAAUCAUGGUUCCCCCUCGCCCGCCCGUCCCGGCCCCCGCGCCCCCACCCAGACCGCCUCAGGAACAGUCGCAGCCCCGGGCCCAGGAGGAAACGCCGGCCCAGGAGCAGGGGGAGGAGAACGAGAAUGAGGAGGAGGAGGAGGAGGAAGAGGAAGAAGAAGAGCAGCAGUGAGAGACAGCCAGACGGAGCGAGGGCAGUGAAAGACCAGACAGGAGGCUCUGCCCCCCCCCCCCCCAUCCUCCACUCUCCCUCCCCUCCCUCCAUGCAGAGCAGCUAAAUACCUGUUAGUCUGAGCAGCUCUCAUCCCUCCCUCCGUCCGCUGGAUAGAAUGCGGCUGCUGAACUGUGCAGCCUCACAACUCCCCUUCUCCAUUUAACGUGUGCUGGUCCCUCGCUGGGGGGGGGGGGGGGGGGCGUUGAUGGGCAGCGCCACAGAGCCGGCGUUUUUGAGAGGAUAACACGGACUUGGGACUUGCAAGUCUGUGACUCAGGAUACUGCCAGAAGCACCCGGGUCUUCACUAUGGGAAAUUAAAAAAAAAAAAAAAAAGGAAAUAAAA
Molecule: messenger RNA, 3364 nt
Organism: Pungitius pungitius (ninespine stickleback)
Lineage: Eukaryota; Metazoa; Chordata; Actinopteri; Perciformes; Gasterosteidae
Gene: sel1l
Product: SEL1L adaptor subunit of SYVN1 ubiquitin ligase
Exons: 21
Coding region: 525-2978 (817 amino acids)
Biological process (GO): ERAD pathway
Cellular component (GO): endoplasmic reticulum membrane
Molecular function (GO): protein binding
Source: RefSeq, a predicted model, not a curated record